GGAAAAGGUCUGUUUGUUGACGUUCGUGAACAACAAAAAAAAUCGACUUUCAUCUACAUGCUAUUGCUAAUGGGGCCGUCAGCAGCACCAGGGCCGAGCAGCGUUGCCACCUCGCCACCGAAAUAAAAACCCUCCCAGCACCCACCAUGGGCGGCCCCAUCACGUCCGCCCAACUGGAAUCCCUUCGCCAAGCCCACUUCGCGAGCCCCACUUCCGACUCCCCUCCACCCGCGGACGCGACGCCGCCCCUUCCUCCGAACUCCGUCAACUUUCACAACCACAACGGCAACUUCUCACCCACCGCGAACAACGAUAGCAAUCAUGAGGUAGACACGUUCGAAAAAGACAACAAUAACCAGUCCACCGCGGUACCCUCCAGCACCGCGGAGUCCCCGACAAUUGACUCCCCCGCGGUGGUCGUAGACCGGCUGAUCGAGCGGAACUUUACCAACGAUGGGCAAAGUUCGUCCGCAACAGCAAGUCACGCGGGUGAGGAUGGGUCGUCGAAGCGGGCGUGUAGUAGUUUGAUGAAAAUUAUCAAAUGUAAAAAUGUCUGGGUCUGGAAGGUUGAAUCUUGUCAUGCUAAAUCUGAAUGACGCAAAAAUCUGCCUUGCGUGAGUACCAAAAGCUGUCCGCUUUUGACGAAGUUGAGAGGGAGUUUCUUAUGCAGGAAAGGCAUGAUAGAGACCUCAAAAAAUCUGUCAUGCUGGGUCUCGCAUUCCAGACCUCGUGGGUCAUGGAAAACCUGCAUCACAAGUCUUGCAUUCUUCCAGACCCAGACAUUUUUACAUUUGAUAAAAAUCGGGACGGGAUCGAGCAGAAGGGUGUUGAGGUAAAAAUAUAGUAAAUAGAAAUACGUCGUUAACUUGUGCUGUGUCAAUGCACUACGAGGCGCAAGCAUUUCUUGCUGCCUCUACCUAGGGUGAAAUGCAUAAUGCAAAUUUAGCUCCUGUUCCAAUUGCAAUUGUUUCACGUUCUUUCAUAUAGAACCUUAACCGAAAAUGAAAAUCACAGUCCCGUCCCCAAAACCCGGAUCACCCACCGGUCCAACAUGCGACAUUUGACCAGAAUAGCGGCCGGACACGCAGUAUGCAAUGCAAAAGGAUCGUACCCGUACUAUAUUAAUUUGGAUUUGCAACCAUGCAUGACAAAUUUUGUCCGUGUAUCCAAUUCCACAUUACUCGUUUGGAAAAAUUUGUAUUGCAACUACUAGUACAGUGCUUUUGCAAUGCAUACGCGGGAGACGUGGUGAAAGAAGUGUUGAACGAUGAAGAGGCGAGUGGGUACAUUUUAAAAAAGAAGGACCCAGUGGAGGCGAAAAAUUACAAGGAACUAUAUUCCAAUUCCGCAGACCCCUUGCAGAACUGGACGCCGCACUACGGCGGGGAGACAACCGAUCCGGAAACUGGCAAGGAAUAUUUGCGACUGGAGAACCUGACGAACCAGGACUAUGACGAAGCGUACUUGAUGUUUAUUUCGAGUGUUUUGGUGUUUUGAAGAUGAACCUGUGGUGCUUUGGUAGGUGCAGAAGUUGAAGUUUGUCAUGCAUAUUGCGAUCACAUGAAGAUUCUGUCAUGCAAUUCCAAUUACCCAUGCGUACCUAUGCGAAAAAUAAAAAAAACCACACAUCAGUUUCGUCCUCGACUGCAAGCUGGGUCUCCGCACGUUCCUGGAGUCCGAAGCGAAAAACGAAACCUAUGGCGUUCUCAAACGGUACAUUCUCAACUGGUACAUGAAUUUGCCAUGCAAGCAUGGCAAAAGUAAAACAUUGGAGCUUGCACCUCUCGCAUUACAAAUUUGAUGUUUAGGUCUUCAAAAAUUUGUCAUGCGAAGUAGCUUUCUCGUGUGGAUGCUUAUGCGCAUUGCACAUGACAAAUCACGGAACAGCUGAGACAGCUGAGAAUGUAACAGUAACGCUUGAGAACGCCAUAAGACCUUAAGGGAGGAUCUGUUUCUGAAAGCAGAGGCACUCGCACCGUGGCUGUUAACAGACGAGGAGAAGGAAAGAUAUGAACUGCAAAAGUAUCGUACUCGUAUAAAUGCAUUACAAAUUUCCUCAGCAUGAGAGAGAAAAUCUGUAAUGCGGAUUUCCCUUAAGAUAAAGAUUUGUAAUGCAAGACUUGCAUUGAUACGAGUACGACUACGAUACUUUUGCACAGGAUAAAAGAAGGAAGAUAACGAAGUUCCGGUAUAAUUUGUGUAUAUUUUUCAUGAUGCCGAUUUGUCAUGCGCAGUUUGCAUCCGAUCAUUUCAGUAGUUUCUCCAUUGCGCCACCCUCUUGAAAAAUGUUAGUUGACAUCAGCAUCACCAAACGCCAACCACUAUUAUAUUCGCUUAUCAGGUGGAUGACCAUCCAUGAUUCGCAAACAACCACCGCCGCAGAGGGUUGGCGUAUUGACGGCUGCGCGGGGCAUAAGGUGUGCAUCACGAAGGCAGAACUGCAGCAGAACAAAACGAAGGAGGACGUGGUAAAAUUCUUGUCCACCGUUUUUCUACCGCUCGUCACCACAAGAACCGUGUCGAAAGCGAAGUCGACAGGUGGAAAGAACCCAACGGCGCCAUCGGAGGUUAUGGAGGCGGGGAAAAGGAUCGUACUCGUCAGUUGUAUAGAUCGUCAUCGCAUGACAAAUUUAGAUUUUUUUUCUAUAUUCUUUUCGAUUGAAAUUGCAACUGGUGAUGCAGCGUUAGGUAUGAGGGAGGAUCUCUCAUGCACGAUGGCGAUAAUUACAACUAGCUAGAAGUACGGUGGUUUUGCAGUGGAUAAAGAUUAACGAGGAGCAGCUGGAAAAAUGCGUGAAGAUCUGCGACAACUUCCUGCAAGAGUACAGAACUGUUUUGAAUUUUUGAUCAAGUAGUUUCUCAUGCAUUCUCAUGGAAGACAAAUCGAGUUUGUCAUGGUGAUUUCUACCCGAUUGGAAUCCAUCAACAUUCUCACAGCCUUCACUCUUUCCGCAUGGACGCGAUAGUUUCGCCCUUUUUCCGCCGCCACGAAUUCAUCGGCUGCUCCUUGCUCAUGGUGGCAGACAAACACGCCAAGUCCUGUAUCGCAUUAAUAGAUUUGGCGAAAACACACCCAGUGUACCAGACAACUUGUCCUUCUACUGCAGGUGCAGCAUCACCUUCUUCCAAGGGAGCACGAGUUGGCAACACAGGAACUGCUGCAACUGCCAGUAAUACCAUUACCCCCCCGGUAGUUGUAAAAACAAAAUCUUCCUCUACAGCCUCAACAGAUCAAGUGACGGUCGAAUUGAACCACCGGGUACCGUGGCAUAUGCAUUGCAAAAGUACCCUUCUAGUAUAAAUGGCAUUUGCAUUACAAAUUUGCUCAGCAUGAAAACUGGAACUUGUCAUGCUGUUCUACCUUAAGAACAUGAUUUGUCAUGCAUGAUUGCGAUUAGUACGAGUGCGAUACUUUUGCACAGGAUAUGGCAACCAGGGAACCACGAAGACGGGGUUUUGUUCGGGAUCGACAACAUGAUAGACUUAUGCAUUGCAAAAGUUAUCGUACUAGUAUAAAUCGCAAUACAAAUAGGCUCAGCAUUACAAAUUGGAUUUGUAAUGCAGAUAUGCCUUGGAAACUGGAUUUGUGAUGCAUAAUUGCGAUUAGUACUAAACUACGAGUUGUGCGAUACUUUUGCACAGGAUAAGACUGCUGGUACGUGGUGAAGCAAAACGUUUUGGAAAGAAUCGAGUUGAUUCAGAAAGAAGGAAUUGACGCCUACCUCCCCUUAUCAAAUGCAAAAGCAUCGUACUAGUUGUAUAAAUGCAUUUACAAAUUUCGCCCUCAGCAUGAGAAAUAAGAUUUGUAAUGCGUAUUUGACUUAACAAAAAGAUUUGUAAUGCAUGAUUGCAAUACGAUUACGAAUACGAUACUUUUGCACAGGAUACCCCUCCAGAGACAUCAUUCUCGUGGAUAAAAACAGCAAGCGCGCCCCGCCCAAGGGAACUUUGUUGGAUUUUCAAGAGGACAUGCCCUUGGAGAAGACGAAAUCCGGAAUGGGGGUACAAAUCGCCGGGUUUGAUUCAUCUACUACCUACGCAUUGCAAAAGUACCGUACUAGUAGAAAUUGCAUGACAAAUUUUGGCAAGAAGAAAAGUGUAAUUCUAAUUUGUAAUGCUGUUUUUCCCUAAGAAAAAUAUUUGUCAUGCAUAUUUGCAAUUAGUUUUAGUACUACGCGCGCGAUACUUUUGCACAGGAUACCACCGGGAAUAAAACCACGUCGACAGUCGGGAGAGUAAAAUCCACGACGAAAUUAGUGCACUACGGAAACAGCAGGUCUUUACGGGGUCUAGGAUUAGCGUCAAUAACCUCCAGCAUCCGGAGUUUCCUGACAACGACCACUUCCGUGAACAAUCAUGCGAGCCAGAAAGGAAAGUGGAAACAGUCGCCGCUGAAGAAUGAGGUACUGGAGGGAGAUCAGUUUAACAUGAUGCACAACGUGCUCGUACCUGGAAGUGGAACUACAGGCGAUCUACACCAGUUUGAAACGGUACAAGAGCAAACGACGGCCACCGGAAGUGCUCAAAACGGACGAAUCAAAGAACUGCAGUCGGACAUUGUGGGGAAGACAUCCACUUGGCAGUUGAAUGAGAGGAAGCGGAGAUCGUUAUCGGGUGGCUGUUUCGGGAUGUGCUUCUCGAUGAAGCCGAGGAACAAUGAGGUGGAAGCGACUCCUGGUGGCUGUGGGAAUGGUGGCGGAGGAGAGGGGAGUGGAAAUUCUGUGGCAGGAGAGGCGGGGAGAAAAUGAAAAUAGAAGUUGGGGGAGCUAUAGCACCAGAAAGUACUAGAACGGUAUAGAAUUAGAAAUAGGUUUCAAUCAUUCAUCGACAAGUUUCAGUUUAAACCAUCCGAGAAAAUAAUUUGCAUCGGCUGUAGAAUACAAAACAGUAAUAUUGAUAAGUCAAAAUAGUGAAAAUGCAUGAAAAAGUGAAACGGCACCUGAGAGUGAAAAAUGCAAAUUUUCCUGUGAGCUUGACUUGGAGCUGCACGUGUCAUGGUAGACAUACUUGUUUCUCAUGACAAAAAUUAAAAUUGUAUUUGUGUUGCAAGCUUUCGACCAUGAAGUAGUUUAUUUGCCAUGGUUUCUAACGCCCCACACAAUGACUACGGGUAGUACGGUUUCAACAGAAUAGAAUCACGGAAAGCAGUAUGUUCUUGCCACAAUAAUUACAUUUUGAUUCUCUUCGCCAGGGGCAAGACCAAGAACAUGGCUAGUAUUGAGCUUUGAACAUUGGAGUUAACACUAGUAAACCAUAGAUACACGACGACACGCACCCUCGUUGUCCGAAGUUUCAAUCACAACUGUCUCCCCGCGUUUCAGCAGGGUUGAUGUAAUGGAGCACGUCAACAGGAGGGAAUACAAACGGACCCUCGUCAACGAACACUGGUUUUUCGAUGGGUCAGGUAGGAAACGCCAGCGGUUCUUGCUCAUCUUUUCGUUUUCGUGUGGUGUUACGUUUUCGCCGCAAGUCUGAUGCGGUGGGGGAUCAAACGAGGGCAGUACUGCCGUGGCUGAUCUACAGCCUUGAUGGAGAGCGCGAGCGUUUCAGGAGCGGUUCUACUUUCUGUAAAUAUAGAACUUGUGAAGCGAUUCCUUGUCGUGAUGUGAUGGUAUGUUAAGUGGCUCGGUUGCAGCUUCCGACGACGAUUGCGCGGCCUCGUCCUUGUUUCUAGCGAAGCACGCUUGCGCUUACCAUGGCAACCGGCUGCAGGCGGCGCAGGCGCCCUCUUCGCGGUCGCCGGCUAGCGCGUUGCCUGCAAUGGCGGCGACGCGAAGUGGCCGCCGCAGGGGGGGGAUGGCGCGGCCAAGUGCGUUCUUCCAUACCCCGAAAACCCUCGCCCGCGGGCACUUGAUCUGUGGCCCGUGGGCCGGGUGGGUGCUGCGAAGAAAGUAGGGCAUCGCCCGGCUCGAUGGCGCAGCAAAGUCUGGCAAGAAGCUCCAGAGCGCGCGGCGGCCGUGUUCCGACUCCCAAAGCAGCAAGGCGCUAAAAAAAACGCGAAGACGAGCCCGCGCACGCCGCCGCCGCCCGCUUGCCGCCCUCCCUCGCCGGCCGGCGCCACUGGUGCCCGUGCGGCCUGUUUGCCUCCGCCGGUCGCCCAAUGGUGGCCCUCUCACAUCUUCUUUGCGGCCGGCCGCGCGGGCAGCCAGUCUGCCUGUCGGCCGCCCGGGCCUCAAUUUUACCCCAACGGCCGCCUCAUGCCCCAGCGUGUUCCGCCGUCUGUGCAAAGGGGCCGGUGGGCGAGCUAGUUGUUGACGGUGUUGCGGGCGCUGCCCGCGCUCCGGGGGUUUGUGUGUUGCCCUGCGCCCAUGCGUGCGUGCUUGGCCCGUUUUCUGGCGUGGCGACCUCUCGUUGGGGCCACAGCCGUGCUGGCGGUGGGCUUUCAUUCUUGUGUGGCGCCGAUGUUGCCUGUGUGUGUGUUUCAAAUAAAAUGAAAUGAUAUAUUAUCGGGCAGCAUGACAGCGCUCCGGCUGUGCCCCGAAUGGCGUCAGGUAUAGCUGGCGACUUUUGUUUGAUGAGAGUUCCUCAGGCAGCUUGCUCAGACAAAACUCUUCUGCCGGUCGAGGGAAUUGACAUGGCUCAUCUACCGGGUCGGGACAGAGCGUUCCAGGAGCGGUGGAGGGUCUAUGAGUAAACUAGACCGGCAUUUUUGUGUGAGCUUGACUGAGGGGGGAGAGGCUUUGAAGCAGUCAAUGACGAGUGUGACUCAUGCUUGUUGUCGUCCAUCCCCUCCAGCCAAUGAUCAACAUGCAGCAGGUACAGCUUCUUCCAAGGUGGUCUAUUUCUAGUGCGCUGAUGCUUACCACGGUGGCGCCCAGGGCUUGCGCCGGCCGCGAUCAUGCCGGCCAUCCGAGAGGCGGCGAUCAUGGAGGGAGAGGGGGCGCUGGCUCGUGUGUUGUGUUGUGCUCGAUAUCCGCGGCCGCCUUUGUUUCUGUGUGUGCGUGUUGGCGCGGGGCUGGUGGGCGAGAUGUGGCUGGGCCCUAUCAGCAGGAAAAAAAGUAUGAGUGCCGAGAAGCGGGCCAAACCAACGCAACGGCCAACAAGCUGAGUAUCCUAUCGCAAUCGCGUCGCCCAGGCUGCGCGCGUCGCCUCCUUCCGCCAGAAACUGCCCCACCCAGCGCCCCGGCGCGCCUCAUUUCCGCCGGCCGCCCGGUGGCUUGCGGGCGGCACGGUCGGUCUUGCAGAUGUACGCCGCCGGCGCGCGGCAGGACGGAGCGCCACUGGUGGACCCUCCACGGCCCAGCGAUGUUAUCACUCUGGGCAGGUAUGGCCCUGGAAGAGGCGGGAGCCCGAGCGUUUCGAUUUGGGCGAAGGCAGACGGAUCGGCGCCGGAGGGCCUUCGGUCUGUGUUCAGCGUUGCUUUCAAGCGCAGGACGAAGGGAAAACACGGCAAAGCGGAAACACGCAUCCGGCGCAGCUCCGACGUCGUCCUUUUGGGCGACAUCGUCGCGCAGAUUGAUGCACCCCGGCGGCCCGCGGCAGCGCCAUUAUGUAGAAGACCCUUCACGGCCCGGGGGUAUUUGGUCUAGCUGGCUCGCCCCGGCCGGCCGCCCGGUGUUGCAUCGUUGAUACAUAUUGCCUCGCCACCUUUUCUGCAUGUUUCCCGGGGGUGUGGAAGUCGGCGGACUUGCCUGCCGCGAUUUUGCCUCUCUGUCUGAGACGUGCCGCCCGCCUCCCCCCGGCGCGCGCGUGCGCGCGCAUAAUUGCGCGCGCCCUCUGGCGCGAUAUUCCUUCGUUGGAGUUGCGGUCGUGCUGGCCUGUUUCCCUCCGUCCUACCUUCGUCUCAUGCUCGAUGUGGCCGGACUAUGAGACGGCUGGGCCUGGGGGCCCUUCUAGCUACAACGCAUGUAGGCCGGUGGUGCCGUGUCCGCUUUUCGCGGGCCGCUGCUUGGUGACAGGUUUAUUUGGUUUUCAACAUUCACAUAUUGGAGGCCUGGUCAGCUCCGGCGAAGUUGACGCUAUAUCGCUUUGAGACCGGCGGAGUCUGUUUAAGUAUUUGCAAGUCCGAGUGCGAGGGCUGUUUCUAUACGCAAAAGGAGAGCUUGUUUAUUUCUAUUGACGCGUAUCCCUAUCCUCCUGUUUGCGCGCAGACUCGUGAUGAGGACACCCCGGACAGGCGAGCGCAACACCGAAAUGAGCUUGAGGUCCGACAUGUACGAUUCUGAUAUUCUUGUCGGCCCCGAUUACUAGCGCGAGGCAUUCUCUCACAUCCAGCCACCGAGAUUAGAAAAUUUCUAAUUGCAUCUCAUGAAACGCCAAAAAUUUAGAUGUGACGGUAGAAAUCUGAAACAGCGCUGAUCUGAAGUUGUCAACAGAGGAAAAAGAACUACAAAAAUACGCACUGAAAGUUCGCAACAUCAGAAUCAAGGAAGGUCAUUUUCCUUGAACUACGUAGUCCUUUUUCACGUACUUUUUUCCAUAAGCAUAAAAUAAAUAAAUUCCGAAAUCGCCAGUAGCUGCUCUGAGUUCCAAACUAAAAAUCGAAAGCUCAAGGUCGUCAUCAUCAUCUUUUGGAUGGGAAAUUUAUCAACAAAAUAAAAGCAUUGCUCCUCCUCCUCCAUCAUCCAGUUCUAUGAAAUUUGUUUAGAAAAUACUUGUAAAAUAAGCUGUGAACAAUCGCGAAGAGAUCGUUUGUAGAAGGUGGUUACAAUAGAUACAUUACAAAAAAAAUCAUUUCGUGUGGUGCAUUUCCACGCGUAUAAUUCAAGGUGGUUGCAUAACAAGCAUAACCAAAAGAACUACGAUUUUGGUGCGCGAAGAUCCUUGCAGAAUUUCGUAUUUUUCUUUUCCCGAUGGGUCCUCAGAAGCGGAUCCUAAUUUUCUGCAGCUCUCCGUAGCUCGUUGUUACCACAUCCGGUAAAAAUCAAAAUCCCGAUAUUGAUUUUCCAUUUUCCAUCAACUAGAAAUAAUACCAAAUUCCAAAACCAACUCCAACAGGCCAAGUUUAACAUGAUGCACAACGUGCUCGUACCCGGAAAAACUACAGGCGAUCUACCGUUUGAAACUGUACAAGAACAAACCACGGCCACCGGAAGUGCUCAAAGCGGACGGAUUAAUAUGGAGGUGUCAGAAUCGAAAUUGACAAAAUCGAAAAACUUGUGAUGCACAAAAUCGAUGUCAGUUGGAGCAUCAGUCUUCAAGUGCCGCAUGAAAAAUUUCGGGAGAACCCAAAUCCAGUGUGUCAUGCUGUUUGGACAAAGAAGACUCCUUCUGUCAUGCUACUCUGGCAGCACAUUGUAUACCCCUAAACAGGCGGCGCACAGUCGGUCUCAUUUGCCUGCUCCCCAAUACAGGGAGGCCUUCAGUGCCCUGGAUUCAUUUUGCGCAUCACAAACUUUUCAAUUUUGUUGACCUCGAUCCUGACACAUCCAUAAUUAAAGAACUGCAGUCGGACAACAUUGUGGGGAAGACAUCCACUUGGCAGUUGAAUGAAAGGAAGCGGAGAUCGUUAGCGGGUGGCUGUUAUGCAUUGCAAAAGUAUCGUACUCGUAUUGGUUUUGCAGUCAUGCAUUACAAAUCUUUUUCGUAACGUAUAUCCGCAUUACAAAUUUGAUUUCUGAUGCUGAGGAUAUUUAUGAAUGCAAAUGCAUUUAUACGAGUACGACACUUCUGCAGUUCAUAGCCGUUUCGGGAUGUGCUUCUCGAUGAAGCCGAGGAACAAUGAGGUGGAAGCAACUCCUGGUGGCUACGGGAAUAAUGGUGGGGGAGGAGACGCGGGAAAUGGCGGUUCUGUGGCAGGAGAGGCGGGGAGAAAAUGAAAAUAGAAGUUGGAGUAGCUACAGUACCAGAAAGUACUAGAACGGUAUAGAAUUAGCAAUAGAUUUCAAUCAUUCAUCGACAAGUUUCAGAAGUUUAAACCAUCCGAGAAAAGUGUUUUUCAUCGACUGUAGAAAACAAAACAGUAAGAUUGAUAAGUCAAAAUAGUGAAAAUGGAAAUGCAUGAAAAAGUGAAACGACGCCUGAGAGUGAAAAAUGCAAAUUUUCCUGUGAGCUUGACUUGGAGCUGCACGUGUCAUGGUAGCCAUGCCUGCUUCUAACGACCAAAAAUGUAAUUUGUUUCGGCUUUUCUGCAAAGAAACCAGUAAUUUGACAUCGAUAGUACCACUAUGGUUUUCGACCUUUUCGUUUUCUUCUACCAACAAGAGACUAGAAUCACGGAAAAUAAUAGUAUGUUGCCACCAUAACAAUUAGCAAAGGACAAGACCGACGAAGAACCUGGCUAGUAUUGAGCUUUGACUGGAGUUUUUAACACCAGUAACCAUAGAUACGCACGUACAAUCGUUGUCCGAAGUUGCCAUCACAACUGUCUCCCCGCGUUUCAGCAGGUUUGUAAUGCCGCA
This is a messenger RNA of Amoebophrya sp. A120, 10340 nucleotides long. Lineage: Eukaryota; Dinophyceae; Syndiniales; Amoebophryaceae. The record is from the annotation of a GenBank genome assembly.